Messenger RNA from Cynara cardunculus var. scolymus (artichoke), 1317 nucleotides. RefSeq names its product fasciclin-like arabinogalactan protein 8. The record is from RefSeq and is a predicted model, not a curated record. NCBI's taxonomy places the organism in Eukaryota, Viridiplantae, Streptophyta, Magnoliopsida, Asterales, Asteraceae. The transcript has a single exon. Gene Ontology annotation, cellular component: plasma membrane. Bases 1 to 1317 code for a protein of 438 amino acids.
AUGGAUACGUUACGCAUCAUCAUCGUCACCUUGGCUCUCAUGGCCGCCGUUUCCACAGUCGCCGGUCACAAUAUCACCGAUAUCCUAUCGGAGUAUCCUGAAUACAGCGUCUUCAACAGCUACCUCAGUCAAACAAAACUCGCCGACGAGAUCAACAGCCGUCAAACGAUCACCGUUCUCGUGUUUAACAACAGCGUCCUGGCGAAAUUCUUAUCCAAUGAUACGCUUUCCGUCGUUAAAAUCGUCUUAAGCAUCCAUGUUCUAUUGGAUUAUUUUGAUAUGCAGAAGCUUAAGACGAUCGGCGGCGGUACCGUGAUUACGACGACUUUGUAUCAGACUACCGGAAAUGCCAUCGGCAGUACCGGAUUUGUUAAUAUAACGGAUUUGAAUGGCGGUAAGGUCGGAUUUGGAUCGGCGGCUCCUGGAUCCAAGCUUGACUCGUUGUUUAUCAAAUCCGUGAAGCAGAUUCCUUAUAACAUAUCCGUUGUGGAAAUUGAUUUACCGAUCAUUCCGCUGGGGAUUUUGACCGGAGGAGCUCCGUCGGGUGUUAAUAUUAGUAGUUUGUUGGAGACGGCAGGAUGUAAGACGUUCGCGAAAUUGAUUACGGAUACCGGAGUGUUGAAGAUAUACGAGACGGUGUCGACGAAGGGGCUUACGGUGUUCGCGCCGUCGGACGCGGCGUUUAAGGCCGGUGGAUUACCAAAUCUGAACAAAUUGACGAACGCUGAGCUUGUUUCGAUGUUACUUUUUCAUGCGUGUUCGAAUUACAUUCCUAGAGGUUCUUUGAAGACGGAGAAGAAUCCGAUCCAUACGCUCGCGACGACCACCGCCGGAAAAUUUGAAUUGACAGUUCAAACCAAUGGAGAUUCCGUUACGCUCGUAUCCGGAGUCGAUUCGUCGCGUGUUGAAAGCACGGCUCUCGAUUCAGUGCCGCUAUCCAUCUUCAAAAUCCAGAAUGUUCUUCUCCCGACCGAGUUAUUCACCAAGUCGCCGCCUUCUGUCCCUGCUCCGGCACCGGAAACUUCGACUCCCUCCGCACCUACGCCGGCAUCUGCUCCUAGAACGAUUGCGUCGUCACCCGCACCUGUCAAUGCAACCUCACCAGUCCGUUCUCCUCCGUCUCCUUCAACUCCUCCAACUGCUCCAACUCCUCCAACUCCUUCAAUUUCAUCUCCCAUUGAUGCUCCUGCUCCGGCUGAAAACCCCGCCGCCGACACGGGAAAAAGCAACGCCGGUGAUGGGAUCAAAGUUCCAGGGCUCUUCGUAGCCCUAGUUACAGCAUCAAUUUCGGGUAUUAUCUCAUCCAUUGCUGCUUAA